CAUGGAGGCCUUGAGCGGCGGCGCGAGCCAGCCCGCCUGAGGGAAAAGCCGAGGCUUUGCUGGCCCAGAGGCCUGGUCGCCUCCUUCCCUCCCUGUGGCUCCACCCCGCCAUGGGGCCUCUGCCUCGCCCCCGGCUCCUACGGCAACCUUCGGGCUUUCCUCCCUUCCCUCCGGGCUCUCGAGGCGCCAGGAGGGGAGCCACGGCGGUGGCGGCGGCAGCGGAUCUCUACUGAGAUUUAUUUUAUUUUUUUUAAUGCAAAGUCUUGGUGGAUGCAACUGGACCAGUGAGAUGCCCAUGGGCAGCCCUUCUCCUCGGUGUGGCCCUCCUCUGAUGUCAGGCCUGCCAUGACAGCGUUCUUCACCAGUGUUCCCAAUUGGAUUCAAGAUGUCAAGCAGGAAGAGGAGGAGGAGGAGGAGGUGGGCUGGAAACUAGUGGCCAGACCCAAAGCCCGAGAGAGCGAGUGCCCAGGGAACUGCCAGUAUGAGCUGUCCCAAGCAGCCUUCCCUGGCGUGGAGAAGUUGAGAGCCAGCCCGGAAGCGAGACCGUACGGCUGCCCUCAGCUGCACUGCGGCAAGGCCUUCGCCUCCAAGUACAAGCUCUACAGGCACCUGGCCACCCACUCUGCCCAGAAGCCCCACCAAUGCAUGUACUGUGAGAAAAUGUUCCACCGGAAGGACCACCUGCGCAACCACCUCCAGACCCACGACCCCAACAAAGAAGCUCUCCACUGCCCCGAGUGCGGCAAGAACUACAACACCAAGCUGGGCUACCGGCGCCACCUGGCCAUGCACGCAGCGGCCAGCGGCGACCUGAGCUGCAAAGUCUGCCUGCAGAUGUUCGAGAGCACCCAGGCGCUGCUGGAGCACCUCAAGGCCCACUCGCGCAGGCCCUCGGGCAGCGCCAAGGAGAAGAAGCACCCCUGCGACCACUGCGACCGCCGCUUCUACACCCGCAAGGACGUACGGCGCCACCUGGUGGUGCACACGGGGCGGAAGGACUUCCUGUGCCAGUACUGCGCCCAGCGGUUCGGCCGGAAGGACCACCUGACCAGGCACAUGAAGAAGAGCCACUCGCAGGAGCUGCUCAAGAUCAAGGCGGAACCCGUGGACAUGCUGGGCCUGCUCAGCUGCAGCUCGGCCGUGGCCGUGAAGGAGGAGCUCAGCCCCGUCUUGUGCAUGGCCUCCAGGGAGGUGAUGAGCGGCAAGGGCUUCCCUGGCAUGCUCCCCAUGGGCAUGUACGGGGCGCACGUCCCGGCCAUGCCCGGCUCAGGGAUGCCCCCUUCGUUAGUCCCCAACCCUCUCCCGAUGGGGAUGAGCUACCCUCUGGAACCCUCCUCCCCUCCCCAGCCUCCCCCGAAGUACCAGCUUGGAUCUACCUCAUACUUCCCCGACAAAAUCCCCAAAGCAGAGAUGGACAGCUGCCUGGCCGAGCUGCCCGGAGGCCUUUCGCUGAUCGCCGGCGAGCCUUCCUCCUCCUCUUCCCCGCCUCAGCCCACCAGCCUGGAGGAGACUUUGCUCUCCAAGAGCCCAGCUCUCCUUUCGGAAGCCCUCUGUGCUGCUAACAUGGAUUUUUCCCACCUCCUGGGCUUCCUGCCCUUGAACCUCCCUUCCUGCAACCCCCCAGUCUCCUCGGGGGGGCUGGUGAUGGGUUAUUCCCAGGGAGAGGCCCAGUCCCUCCUCGCCACUCUGCCGCCCCAGGAGCCCUCCUCGGGAACCGGGCCCUCGCUCGGCUUCGGGGCGCUGCAUCCCUUGCCCUCGGUCUUCUCCCCGGGCUUGGGUGCCACCACUUUGCCACGUUUCCACCAAGCAUUCCAGUGAGAGAAGAGCGCUGGGACGAAAGCAGAGCUUCUCCGGGCACGUGGAAUCGGGGGGACGUCCGACGUGCUCGGCUUCGUUGUCUUUCCAGUAGAAAAAAAAAAAGAAGGAAAAAAAAAAGCUCGAGGGGAGGAUUGGAACUGUGUACGCCCCAGUCCUGGACAGGGAAAGUAGGUUGCAGUGAAUAGAAUUUCAGGUAUUCUCUUUUAUUUUAUUUUUCCUUUCCUUUCUACGUUGUUGGUAAUCAGGAACCUCACGGGAGUUUCCGCAGCCUUGCUCUCCACGUAUCUCCGGAGGAGCUGGAAGUCGAGGCCUGUUCCAGACGAGGGCCCAACUCACCACACUGCAGUUUUGUGUCUCCCUCGGUCCGUGCGGCGAGAAAUUCCCUUUUCUCUCCCCUCCUCCUCUCCUCUCCCCCCACCCGCGACUUCCGGCGUCGGCGAUUCCCGCCUCUGCAAACCGAGACUUCUCCUUCGGAGCCGUUUCCCGACCAAUGUAUUCCUGCAGGAUCACGUUUCCUCUCGACCGUUUCCCCACUAUUACGAAUCAGGUAGUGCCCCAGACGCCAUUCAAGGGUCUCGGGCACAGCGAAGGCACUGUUUACACCGGUGAAAUCGGCCUGCUCCGGUUUCCACCUCACUACUACUAACUUUCUUCUUCUUCUUCUUCCAUAUCUUCCCCUGUGGGGAAAAUCAAACUGGGAAUAAGCUUCAGCUUUUGCCAAUUUAGUUUAGCUCUCUGGAGGGUUGGGGUUUUGUUUGUUUUUUACUCUCUCUUUCCCAGAUCUCUGGGCAGGUCACAAGGAUCCUCCUGUCCCCACAGGACAAGCUCGCUGUGAUUUUCGGGGGGUGGGGGUGGGAGUUUUUUUGAGAGGGUUUCCCAAAAGAUGUUGGGGUCUAGCAAUAGCAGCCAACCCUCCUUAUAGGUCUCUUCCUUAAAGACUUACUGAUCAGGAACAAGGCCCAUCAUCCUGUCCCCCGUUUCUUUUUUUUGUUUUGUUUUGUUAUGUUUUUUUCCCCUAAAUCUCCUCGGCCAUUCUGAGACGAGCAAGCUUUAUGGAGGGAUGAUGGGGUUUGGCCUUUGGGGCUUGAGGAAGAGGCUUCCUUCAGCUUCUUUGCUGCCUUUAGGCCGUUUCUGGGCAGCAAGUGUGCAAGUCGCCUUUUCACCAGCAGCACCCGUGCCCGCUGAGCCCCACCCGCAACAUGAGUACGCCAACCUUGCAGGAAGGAAUUGUGGGGCAAACACGCCGGGUGAGGCAGAGGUGAGGCAGCCUUGCUUUCGGCCGAUUCAGCUGCCUUCUUAGGAGGAGUCCAAUAACCUUUUUAUGGGGUGGAUGAGUGGUGGGGGUAGGGGUGUAACCAACAGCCCCUUAUUUUCAUGCUCCUUUCCUUCCAGCAAGGUUGGUUCACCUCCUCUAAGCUCCAGAGCCCCAAUGCUCCCUUCUCUCUCCCUGCAAGGCGCCCAGCGCUGGCCUCCCGUAAGUAAAAUGAGGAUUGCGGGCCCACCACCUUUGCUUCGGUCAAAGCAAACUGAAGCAGGGAGGCCACAGAGAUGCCCUCUUGGCUGACCAGGGGGGGCCUUCCUGGUCGGCUUUUAUGCCUGCCUUAAGCAAGUGAUGGGCCAUUUUGGACACAGUGGAAACAGCGGCAGCAGAGCAAAGUCUUCUGUAUGCUCUUCCUGUCGUGCAGAGUUCUCCAAACUUUCUGGCUUUGCAGAACGGCGAGGAGGGGAUGGUUCCACUGGUGUGCGCGCGCAGGUCCAUUUGCACAAGCGGCGGUCACAAAAAUGAAGUGUGCACACCCACAAGUAUGCGGCCUGGUUUUGAAUGGCUCACGGCCUGGUAGCGGGUAGCGUGGCCUAGGGGUUGGGGACCCCCUGCCAUCCUGUCUGUUUCUCCUGGGUUCAUUUGCAGGCUGCUUGGCACGUCCCGUUCUUCUCGAUUCAGAGACGGGUCGUGUUUGAAAGGCCGAAGCCUGUGGUUCAGCCUCCCCGUGUUCCCAAGGCCCACGGAACGUCCACUCGGAAAGGGUGGCAGGAUUGGCCCCAUUUUCUAGGCAGGAAAAUGAGCCUUGAGAGGCGAGCCCGCUCAGAAUGUAACCUGUAAUUUAAUUUAAACCUGGGGGAUUAAAUACGGGAACUACAGUGGCUUUCAAAGGUGUCGUGUCCCUAUUCUCACCCUUCACUCUCCACCCCCCACUCCCCAGCCGGGGGCUCUUGUGCAAGUUACAUGUUGGCCAUCUCUGUCUUACUUCCCCGUCGUCUCCUGAGUGAACUGUCUUUAUUGUGUCUAUUACAGUGAAUACCUCAUGAUAACCCGGUCUCUGCUCUUACCCUCUCGCCUCUCGAGGCCUCCUCUGGGGUGGGUCCACCUCCAUGCAUUUUGGGGUAUCCCCGCAGGCCCCUUCCUUUUUACCUCAUAUGCAGGGAGCGGAGCGACGGGGGCCUGCCGUGGCUCUCCUCCCUGCCUAGAUUUGUUAAGGUGAUCUCUGCAAUAAUGCCUCCAAUUGCAUUUGCUGCUCUUUCUCGAAUAGCAGACGCUUUUUAAAAAAUUCUCUUGGCUUCUUCCUUGUAAUUCCAGAUUGCUUUGAAAAUCUAGCCUCCAUCCCCAUCGGCUUCGGUUCUUCGCUGCUUCAUAAGCGAGAUCCCUUCUGCCCUGGGCCUAGUAGGCCUUCUACGUUAGGCUUCGACAGCCUCUGCCUUUUCUCGGAGCCUGUUCUUCACGAUCUGUUUCAUGUUUUGUAUAAGACUUACCUCAGCAAUCGCAUGUGGCACUGAGUUCCACAGGCCCUGCUUCCUGGUCUUCGUUGUAAGACGUUGCCUUUCUGAUUUUCAGCGUGUGCCUUGCACUGGAGGGUGCCUGGGCAUCUCCUGAUGGUUUUCAGUAUUUUUAAAUACCUCGGUUGCAUUUCCUGUUACUCUCUUUUCAAAUAUAGUUGCACAUUUUCCUCUUAUGCAAUCCUCAUAUCCCUACCUCAAAACUUACGAGAAGAAGAAGGAAAAAAAAAAAGCAUAUUCCACAUUUCAGUUUCUUCAGGAUGGCAUUGGACUUCGACAUAAAGCUUAUUUGCUGGCUUAGUUUGCAACUUCGGGCACUUGCUGUCUCUUCUCUGGCCUUCAGCUUGAUCGUUUUAGCAAAAGUUGCGUGCAAGAGAGCGUUCCAGAUCCUAAACCCUCCUCUGCUGGGGUUGCUUCUUCCUUCGUUUUCACUACCCAACCAAAGAUAGAAUUCUUUUUAAAAAAAGGCAGAGCAUUCUUGUCUGUAUCAAAAGACGACUCUUUCCCGUUAGGAAAAAGAAGAAAAUGGGUUUAUUUCCACCCUAGAUUCAACACCGAUGCUGAAAAAAAUGGCAGCAGUGGUUUGAGUUUUAUUCAGCCAGAUUUUCUGCCAGCCGAAUCUCUUUGCUGCUGCUUGCUCAGCUUGUAUAGCAGUAAAAAUGACAUUAAGUAUGAAAAAAAAAAUCAUACAAGAAAAGGUGGGGAAGAUCCAAGCGUCAAUCAUCUUUCUUACAAAAGAGCUGUAAGAUCAAAUAUUCCUAAGUACUACUGAACUACUCUCUCCAAUUCCAGGCAAUAGUUUUCCAAAGAUAAGAGUGGCCCACAAAUAUUUUUGGGUGGUUUUUUUUUUGGAUUUUGUGUGGCAUGAUGGGCAAUGAAAAGGAAGCUUGUUUAGUCUUUUAAUGAGGUGAAGGGCCUAAAAGGGUCUUUAUCCAUGUAGCUACAGGUGUAGCCUUUUAAAGAAUAGAUGGUAUAAAAUUGUGCCUCGCCAAUCCAAGAAAUGUGUUGCGGCUUUUAUUUUGCUUAGAGCCAGACCUCUGCGAGGGAAGAACUUCUGUUAUCGAAAAUAAAGUGGUUUUGUUUUUCAAUCACGGUGUUGGGGUGGGGGGAAAAAAACAGAAUGAGGGAAAAAUAGAAUAAUAUUUCUCUAUCGUGGGGGAAAAGACCGUUGCUGGCCUACUUAGGUGGCUUUCAGUUUUGAACCAAAGUGCUCUCGGUUUGAGGGGGGAAGGAGAGAGGACUUCACAAAUUUUCGCCCUGGAGUAAAAUUAACCAGACUUUUAAGUCAAUGUCCUGGUCAAUUUCACUGUCGGCUAAUGAGCACUUAAAAAAGGGAGGAUUGAGCCUCCCUGCCCUUCCCAGGGUUAGUCCUGCAGUAGAAGGGAAGGAAACUCUGAUCUUCAGAAAAUUCAUUUGUACGUGACGUCAGAAGUUUUGUGUCGCAGGAAAAAUCGGAGAGCUCUUGCCUUGCCAUUUGUGAGCCUUUCCUUUUGGGGAUGGGUUUAAUGUGUUAAUCUACAGACGCUCUCCCCUGCUGGCAGGAAAGUCUAAACCAGGGGUGUCAGUCAAACUCGAUUUCCUUGACGGCCACAUCAGGGUUGUGUUUGACCUCGGGAGGCCAGGGUGGGCAUGGCCAGCUCGACACCACUCGUGCCAGGGGCGCCUGUGGUGGAUCAAGCACUCUGCCAGCGAAAAUGGGCUCCCGAGCUCCGUUUUCGGCUGUGACGGCCUCCUGCAACCUUCUGCCAGCGAAAACAGUGCUUGGAGAGGGACGGCCCUCCCGAGUUCCAUUUUCGCUGGCAGAGGCACCAAGGGCCGGUCCUUUGCUGUUUCCAGGACGGCUCCCCGGGACUUGAGUUUGAUACCCCUGGUCUAAACCAUAAAGUGGGAAAAAUCCUAUUUAAACUUUGUGUUAGUUGGCAACCAACUGGCCUUGAAUUAAUUGUGCUUUCCAAAUAGCCAUUUUUUAAAAAAAAAAAAUCCUAAAACUACAUCCUUGGAUUUGCUCCUAAUGUUAGUUUGCAAAAACCUCUCUUAUUCCUUUUUAAGUAGGAUUUGUUUACCUCGCAUAUGUUUUAUUGCCAUUGAUCUAUUUGCCCGGGAUGGCUGUUUUCUUCUCCUCUUCCUCCUGAAGAAGAAGAAGAUAGCACCUUCAUUUUCCCCAAUCUCCUCGAAUUUACAACAGAUAGCUCACCAUGGGGUGAUCGGAUCCUCUCCGUGUCCUGGAAGAUUUGAUAGGAUCAGACCUUUGGGAUAAGGUCUCUGGGUCAGCAGAUGCCAGCUGCACAAAAGCUGAUAACAAAAAGGCGAUUUUAGGGCAUAGUCAAGGACGGGAGCAGUCAACCAUGGAAACCUUGCAACUUGUGGACUUCAACUCCCAGAAUUCUUGAGCCGGUGGCCCGCAAAACGUAUUUUAGGUGGUUGUUUUUUCUGUGGCCUGAUGGGGGAAAGGAAAGGAAGUUUGCUUAGUCUUUUGGAGUCUUAAAGAGAGUCUUCAGGUAGCUGCAGGUGUAGCCUUUUAAAGUAUCGAGAGUAUAAAUUUGUGCCUCGCCAAUCCAAGAAAGUGUUGCAUUUUCCUUAGAACAGUCUUCUGCAAGGGAAGAACUGGCUGGCUCAGGAAUUCUGGGAGUUGAAGUCCACAGGUCGUAAAGUUGCUCACCCUGGCCAAGGGGCUUUUUGGUUGCCUUUUUCCUACUUGGUAAUCUCAUCUCAUCUGCUUUCUGCCUUUCAACCUUUUUAUUGAGAGUUGCUACCAUGGCGGCCCAGUGGUCAGAAUGCAGCAUUGCAGGCUAACUCUGCCAUCUGCCAGCAGUUCAAUUCUCACCGGCUCAAGGCCGAACUCAGCCUUCCCUCCUUCCGAGGUCGAUAAAACGAGGACCCAGAUUGUUUGGGGGGCAGAGGCUGACUCCGUAAACCGCUUAGAGAGGGCUGUGAAAGCACCGUGAAGCGGUAUAGAAGUGUUAAGCGCUAGUGCUAUUUUGCAUUCUCGGUGCCAGGUUUAGCUCGUGUCUCUGGUAUUAUUUUUGCCCCCAAAUGUUUAUUGUUGCUGGCUUUGCUGUACCAGCCCCACCAUUCUUCCUUUUGCAAAGCUAAAUCACAGGACAUUUCAAACUCUUCGUUCAGAGUCUUUUCUUCCCUUUGGCUUAGCAGCAAGCAGACUGACCGAGUGGUUCUGUUAGGAUUUCUUUCCAGUGUAUAUAUUAAAUUCUAAUCAAUUGUUUGUAUCUUUCCUUUGGCUGGCUAAAAUUUUGCAAUUUUGGUGGUUGUUUUUUUUCCCUCCUCCUAAGAGAGCAAAUUAUUCAGGAUUAUAGAGCAAAAACCUCCCGGGUGCUUCUCUCUUCCCCCCCGAAUUUUCAUCCUUCCCUUCUGUAUUUCAGAAUAUGCCUCGGAUUCAGGGGGUUGCCCAUCCUAGGAAAAAACUUCCUAAAUUCUUCCUUCACCGCCAGUGGGAUUAAUUUGAAUCCCCCCCCCAUAAGAAAGAGGCCCUGCAUAGCCCUAAUGCUUUUGGAGUGAUCCAUGGGAAUCAGUAACUUAAACGGAAAAUGCCCCCACAAAGGGGAAAGUGUUUUAAGUGAGCUCUGUAAUAAGAGACCAACUUUCUCUCUGUUAUUUGUUCUCAAGACUUAUUUUAUUCGACACACACACACACACUGGUCAUUCUGCUUUGUUUGAAGACUUUCUGCAUUUUAUAGUAUUGGGAAUAUUGGAUUUAUUUUGGAUGACGGACCCCAUUGUCCCCUUAUGGCAGUUAAGAAUCCUGAAAAACAACCCAAAUUCUCUGCCUGUGUGAUAGGCUCACAGCUGGUCCCCGAACGUUCCCUCUUCCGUCGGCACGUCCCGUAUGAACGGAUCCAGCUUUCCCACCGUGAUUUAUGUAAUUUCCUACUUUGGGACUUCAUCCCAAGAUGCCCACCCCAAAAUGUGUCGGAAUGGGGCAACUUGGAGCAGCCAACUCGCCGAGGCCAACACAGCGCAGCUAAUUCACCAUGGAAUAACAACUCGCUGCAGGACAAUUCAACCAUUUUUCAGUAUUUAAAGUAAUUUUAAAACUUGUUUUGUCGUUCCCAUUUCAUUCUUUCCCUCCUUUUGCAUCCUCCCUUUAAUGGUUCUAUUCCACCAAUUUCUCCAAUGUUAAGUGUAACUCAUGACCCACGGCGAGUUGGUUGCACCGAGUUAUCCUAGACCCAAAUGGGUUGUUCUCCCAGUUUUGCAGUCAUCCAAAAAUAAGAUAUAUAUUCUUCCCCCUUUUAAAAACGACAAAUUGAAAAACCAAUUUUCUGCCCCAAUUUGUGGUUGGUUCUCAAAUUCCUUCAUUUUCUGAGAGUUGUGUGGUUUGGGUUAAAAGAGAGAAAAAAUUACCGAUUGUGUGUUAAAUGAAAAAAUACAUUUUUUUUUUUUGUUGAACGGGGUGGGACAGCCUAUCUUGAGGAUCGAACAACUAGCUUCUGGCAUUCCUCUGCCCAUUUAACGAUCCUGUAUCAUAGGUCCUACCUGUGCAAGAGGGGGCGCCUGUCAGGACAGGUGUUCUCACCUUGAUUUGAAGAGGAACUAGGAAUUCAGUCCAUUGGGUCACUCUGUGUAAUUUUUGGCCUCUUGGAGAUGGGUGGACUUCAACUCCCAGAAUUCCCCAGCCAGGAGAGCUGGGAGACUUUUGGGAGUUGAAGUCCAUCCAUCUCCAGGUGGCUCAGGUUGAGAAACAAUGGCUUACGUAGCUGCCUUUAUUGUUUAGAGCACUGUUUCUCAACCUUGGAAGCUUGAAGAUGGGUGGACUUCAACUCCCAGAAUUCCCCAGCCAGCGCUGCUGGCUGGGGGAUUCUGGGAGUUGAAGUCCACCCAUCUUCAAGCUACCAAGGUUGAGAAACACUGGUUUAGAGGAAUUUUGUGUGUGUGUUUCUUUUUAAUCAGAGCCCUCCCUCCUGCCCGACGUGGAACUCCUUACCCAACCGAGCACUUUUUCCUCUAAACACAGCAAAUGACCUCUUUUUUUAAUCUGAAUAUUGCUGGACUUUUUUUUUUUUUCCCCCCAAGUCCCGGUUUUGAAAAGAAAAAAAAAAAAAAAGAUUUUGAAGUGCCAUUAGGAAACAUAACAGCUCAUCACUGUUCAGUUUGGGGUUUCUUUUCUUCUUUUUUUUUUUUUUUGGUCUUACAGAAUUAAGUUUUAAAAUGAAAGAGGGUGUCUUUGUUAUUGUUUUUUAAAAUGAAAUUGCUUAUUAAAACGUUUGAAGUAUGA
Messenger RNA from Pantherophis guttatus, 9820 nucleotides. It is a transcript of the gene PLAGL2, whose product is annotated as PLAG1 like zinc finger 2. NCBI's taxonomy places the organism in Eukaryota, Metazoa, Chordata, Lepidosauria, Squamata, Colubridae. Gene Ontology annotation, cellular component: nucleoplasm. The record is from RefSeq and is a predicted model, not a curated record. Gene Ontology annotation, molecular function: DNA-binding transcription repressor activity, RNA polymerase II-specific; DNA-binding transcription activator activity, RNA polymerase II-specific; RNA polymerase II cis-regulatory region sequence-specific DNA binding. Gene Ontology annotation, biological process: negative regulation of transcription by RNA polymerase II; regulation of cytokine production; regulation of immune system process.